AUGGCGAGACUGGGCAGGGGAGGGUUCCUCUCCCUCGCCGUGAUCUUCCACCUGGUCUACAUUUAUUCCAUCUUCGAUAUCUAUUUCACGAGUCCGAUCGUCCAUGGCAUGAAACCUUACAAAGUCGAGUUGGACCGCGCUCCUGCAAAGAGACUCGUUUUAUUUGUUGGUGACGGACUGCGCGCCGACAAAGCCUUCCAGUCGUUCCCCGACCCAAAUCCUCCAGACCCGGGCAAUGCGGAUCUGACACCUCGUCCUCUUGCGCCGUUCCUUCGCUCGCGAGUGCUUGAACAUGGCACAUUUGGCGUAUCGCAUACUCGAGUGCCUACCGAGUCCAGGCCAGGCCAUGUCGCGCUUAUAGCCGGACUGUACGAGGAUGUCUCCGCAGUCACCACUGGGUGGAAGUUGAACCCGGUGGACUUUGAUAGUGUCUUCAAUCGCAGUCGCCAUACUUGGAGUUGGGGAAGUCCGGACAUCCUGCCCAUGUUCAAAGAAGGCGCUGUGCCAGGGCGAGUCGAUGCCGACCAUUACCCAGAAGACUUCGAGGACUUCACCUCCGACUCAGUCGCGCUGGACAUCUGGGUAUUUGAUAAGGUCAAGGAGCUUUUCCAAUCGGCAAGCACAAAUUCCACUCUCGAUGCCAUGCUCCGAGAUGACAAACUCGUCUUCUUCCUGCAUUUGCUUGGGUUGGACACUGCCGGUCAUGGCUUCCGCCCUUAUUCGAAAGAGUACUUGAACAACAUCAAAGUCGUUGAUAAGGGAGUCGAGGACGUCACAAAGCUUAUAGACAGCUUCUACGGCGACGGCGAGACGGCUUACGUUUUCACCGCCGACCACGGAAUGAGUGACUGGGGAAGCCAUGGCGACGGUCAUCCCGACAAUACAAGGACUCCAUUGAUCGUUUGGGGUGCCGGGGCCGCGAAACCUGAGAUCUAUCGCCAAGUCAAAGCGCCGGGGCACGAGGAUGGCUUUUCGUUCGAUUGGGGAUUAGACCAUGUUCGACGACACGACGUGGAUCAGGCAGAUGUUGCAGCACUGAUGGCGUACCUUGUUGGAGUCGAGUUCCCAGUCAAUUCUGUCGGCCGACUGCCGUUGAACUACUUGGCCGCCAGCCCCCGUGAAAAGGCUGUAGCAGCAAUUGUGAAUGCCAAACAGCUUCUCGAGAUAUAUCACGUGAAAGAGGAACAGAAAAGAGCGACGUCGCUGAACUAUCAGCCGUAUUCCGCCUUUGCAAGCGCCAACACCACGAUUGAAAGUCAGAUCUCGCUCAUUGAGAGCCUCAUAGGCCAAGGGCAAUAUGAAGAUGCUGUCAAAAUGUCUUCAGACCUGUUCAAUGACGGCCUCCAGGGUUUACGAUACCUGCAAACUUAUGACUGGCUAUUUCUUCGCGCUCUGAUCACUCUAGGAUAUCUUGGUUGGAUCGCCUAUGCUGCCACCACUGUGAUUGAUAUCCACGUGCUUCACGGGGCAAUCUCAGAUGAUAGGACGACUGGAACCACCAUCGCAUUCUCUUCUAUUUUGGUAUUACUAUACUCUUUUUUCGUCGUUGAGCGUUCUCCUGUCACGUAUUACGCGUAUGCUUUGUUCCCUGUUUUCUUCUGGGAAGAGGUUUUUGCAAGGAGAAAGGCUUUCAUGUCUGGGUUUCAGAUUCUUUUCGACCAUAUCCAAGGAGUCUCGGCGUACACAAUUCUUUCAGUGCAGGGCGUGGCGUAUCUUCUUGUCGUCGAAGGGCUUGUACAAUCAUACUUUCACCGCCCUUUACUCAGUGUCUGCUACGUUUUCGGCGCCGUCUUUCCCGCAUUCUAUGGCAUCGAAUUUAUGCGCAAAAAUCGCGGUCUUGUACUAUCCUGGGCAGCGGGCUGCCUUGUGAUGAGCACAUUUACUCUGCUCCCAGCAAUUAAAGUUGAAGAUGUGAACACCAUUACGGCUGGUGGGCUUCUUAUGCUAGGGGCAGGACUCGCGUACCUCUAUUACGAACACGACAUCCAUUCCCAGUCCAAAUCAGGGCAACCAGCCUCCGAGCCUAAUACGGUGUCACGAAUGCUCAUGGGUCUUCAGUUGGGUGUCAUCCUACUUGCCAUCAUUGUUACACGAUCAAGUGUCUCAUCAAUCCAGGCGAAGAAUGGCCUGCCUCUUGGCAACCAGGUUGUGGGCUGGAUCGCUCUGAUCUCAUCUCUUAUAUUACCGUUCGUCCAUCGGAUCGCACCGAACCGGCAUUAUCUUCAUCGCCUAGUCAUCAUCUUCCUCACCUUUUCACCCUCCUUCAUCAUACUCACCAUCUCCUACGAAGGACUCUUCUAUUUCGCAUUCUGUUCAACACUGCUAGCCUGGGUGCGACUGGAGCAUGCCAUUCAGGUCCAUGGCGGACCUAAGUCUGGCUCUGUGACGGCUCCUUUAGCAAACGGAGUCACCAUUACCUCGACAACAUCAUCUCAGUCUGCCAAUCUGCGCCCCGAGGAGACGUUCCGCACACUUGUAUUGACAGAUCUUCGCCGAGCGCUGUUCUUCCUCUUCUUCUUGCAGUCAGGGUUCUUUUCAACAGGGAACAUUGCGUCGAUAUCAAGUUUCAGUCUCGACGCGGUGAACCGGCUCGUUCCAGUCUUUGACCCAUUUUCUCAAGGAGCCCUCCUGCUCUUCAAGAUCAUGGUUCCAUUCAGCAUUAUCUCGGCCGCACUCGGCAUACUAAAUCGACGGCUAGGCCUCCAGUCGUCGGCUCUAUUCAUGGUUGUCAUGGCGCUAAGCGAUCUGAUGACGCUCAACUUCUUUUGGAUGGUCAGGGAUGAGGGUAGUUGGCUGGAGAUUGGCACCACGAUUAGCCAUUUCGUUAUUGGUAGUUUGAUGUGCGUGUUUGUAGCGGGUCUGGAGGGUGUUAGUCACGCUUUGAUUAGUGGUGUCGAGGUUGAUGGAUUUGAGGACACGGUCAGAGCGAAUGGUGGUGUGGAGGUGGUGGCGGGUAAGGACAAAUCGAAUGGGGGCGUCAACGGUUCUCUGAAGGAGCAUGAGGUGGCGGAUGAACGUCCUGUUAUCGAGUAG
Molecule: messenger RNA, 3033 nt
Organism: Exophiala spinifera
Lineage: Eukaryota; Fungi; Ascomycota; Eurotiomycetes; Chaetothyriales; Herpotrichiellaceae
Exons: 2
Coding region: 1-3033 (1010 amino acids)
Biological process (GO): GPI anchor biosynthetic process
Cellular component (GO): endoplasmic reticulum membrane
Molecular function (GO): mannose-ethanolamine phosphotransferase activity
Source: RefSeq, a predicted model, not a curated record